GUGUUCGAAGUGGGCGGCGAAUUCUGAGUGAAAGAGACGGCGAUAGAAGGUUGGAAUAGUUAUUCAAACGGAAAUAUUGAUAUUGAGCAUAAUCAGAGAGAGCACAUGAAAUAUUCUAUACACUCUGACCGAGUAAUAUUUUUAUAACAGUAGAAUAACUAACGACACGCAUUCCAGAACAAACAUAACAAUUUGUUUUGUGUAUUGAGUUAAGCUCGCCGGUAUUGGCUGUCGCGGACGCGCGGAGGUGAAACGACCCCCCUUUUUGCUAGCUCUGUCGGCUAGCCACUAAUCUCGAACUGGCGGGUUUAGACACAGAUCUCAGGUUAUUUCUUUGAAUGUGGAGUACACCCCGCCUGCAGGGUAGUGAUGGGCCUGACCGGGAAGAGAUCUGAGAAGCGCCCUGUGUGCUGGAGGAAACGGGUGAAGUCAGAGUACAUGCGCCUACGGCAGCUGAAGCGCUUUAGGAGGGCCGACGAGAUCAAGAGCAUGUUCAAUUCCAAUAGGCAGAAGAUCAUGGAGCGCACGGACGUUCUGAACCAGGAGUGGAAGACCAGGCGGAUCCAGCCUGUGCACAUUAUGACAUCUGUAAGCUCCUUACGGGGGACCAGAGAGUGCACUGUGGAUAGCGGGUUUUCCGAGUUCUCCAGGCAAGUCAUUCCUCUGAAGACGCUGAACGCUGUGGCCUCUGUGCCAGUCAUGUACUCCUGGUCCCCCCUCCAGCAGAACUUCAUGGUGGAGGAUGAAACUGUUUUGCAUAACAUCCCUUACAUGGGAGAUGAAAUCCUGGACCAAGACGGGACCUUCAUUGAAGAGCUCAUAAAGAACUAUGAUGGCAAAGUCCACGGAGACAGAGAGUGUGGCUUCAUAAACGAUGAGAUCUUUGUGGAGCUGGUCAGCGCACUCAAUCAGUACAGCGACUAUGAGGAUGAUGAUGAGGAAGAUGACCACCAGGACUUUAAACUAGAGAAGGUGGACAACUGUGAUGGAAAGUACGACACGGACGAAUCCCACAAGGACCAGCAGGGCAACUCUGAGAGUAGACCGAACGACUGCUCUAAGAAGUUCCCCUCGGAUAAGAUUUUUGAGGCGAUUUCCUCCAUGUUCCCUGACAAAGGCUCCCCUGAGGAGCUGAAAGAGAAGUAUAAAGAGCUGACGGAACAGCAGCUUCCUGGAGCGCUGCCGCCCGAGUGCACACCCAACAUCGACGGACCAAACGCCAAGUCUGUGCAGCGCGAGCAGAGUCUGCACUCCUUCCACACACUCUUCUGCCGUCGCUGCUUCAAAUAUGACUGUUUCCUCCACCGUGAGUCUUUCCAUGCCACCCCAAACACGUACAAGCGCAAGAACAUGGAGAACCUGGUGGACAGUAAACCCUGUGGUGUUGACUGCUAUAUGUACCUGGCUCAGGACAGCGUGGUGCGUGAGUACCCUGUUGGCCCAGUGCCAGAACGGGCGAAGACGCCGUCUAAGCGGCCGGUCGGCCGUCGCCGGGGGCGACAGCCUAACAGCAGCAGCCGGCCCAGCACCCCCACAGUCAGCACCGACACCAAGGACACGGACAGUGACCGCGAGGGUGGCACCGACGGGCCCGACUCCAACGACAAAGAUGAUGAUGACAAGAAGGAUGAGACCACCAGCUCUUCAGAGGCGAACUCGCGGUGCCAGACGCCGGUGAAGCUGAAGCUGAGCGCGGAGCCGGAGAGUGUAGACUGGAGUGGCGCUGAGGCCUCCCUCUUCAGGGUGCUCAUCGGCACCUACUACGACAACUACUGCGCCAUCGCACGCCUCAUCGGCACCAAGACCUGCAGACAGGUGUACGAGUUCCGUGUGAAGGAGUCGAGUAUCAUCCCUGCUCCUGCGGAAGACGAGGACACCCCUCCCAGGAAGAAGAAGAGGAAGCACAGGUUGUGGGCCACGCACUGUCGAAAAAUCCAACUCAAGAAAGAUGGCUCGUCCAACCACGUGUAUAACUACCAGCCGUGCGACCACCCCCGCCAGCCCUGCGACAGCUCCUGCCCCUGCGUCACCGCACAGAACUUCUGCGAGAAAUUCUGCCAGUGCAGCUCCGAGUGUCAGAACCGCUUCCCCGGGUGCCGCUGCAAGGCCCAGUGCAACACCAAGCAGUGUCCGUGCUAUCUGGCCGUGCGCGAGUGUGACCCUGACCUCUGUCUGACCUGCGGCGCCGCCGACCACUGGGACAGCAAGAACGUCUCCUGCAAGAACUGCAGCAUCCAGAGGGGGGCCAAGAAGCACCUCUUGUUGGCCCCGUCUGACGUCGCUGGCUGGGGCAUCUUCAUUAAGGAGCCCGUACAGAAGAACGAGUUCAUCUCGGAGUACUGUGGAGAGAUCAUCUCCCAGGAUGAGGCUGAUCGCCGAGGAAAAGUCUACGACAAGUACAUGUGCAGCUUCCUGUUCAAUCUGAACAAUGAUUUUGUUGUUGACGCAACCAGGAAGGGAAACAAGAUUAGAUUUGCAAAUCAUUCGGUUAACCCCAAUUGCUAUGCAAAAGUCAUGAUGGUAAAUGGGGAUCACAGAAUUGGCAUAUUUGCCAAGAGAGCGAUACAAACGGGCGAAGAGCUUUUCUUUGACUACAGAUAUAGCCAAGCUGAUGCCCUCAAGUAUGUGGGCAUUGAACGCGAAUCGGAAAUUCUGUGAAGCCAUCUACCUACCUCUUAAACAAAAUGCCUUAAGCCUUUCAGGAACUCACCCACCUACAUGCAUUUCCAAGCCGUUUUCUGAGAUGCUUUUCUUUUGUUUUUGGAAUGGGGACGGUGAAGCGGGGUCUUCAGAAUCUUUGUGAAUUUUUUUUUUUUUAAUAAUUAUUAUUAUUUUAUUUUUAAAAAAGCCCUUUUUUCUGUCUAUCGCUUGUCUUCUGCUCGGAGCGUUCCUCCUACGGAAAGGCCUUCUCUGGGAUUCAUGUACCAUACAAACUUGAACAUUCACAUUCGCGCUGGUGUUUACAGCAGAAGGGGUUCAAAAGGAUGCGUCUGUUGGAUGUCCCAGUCCAUCUUCUACACUCUUUCAUAAUGACCAUUUCACACCGCUACUGAUGGACUUAUCCUGUUUUUUGUAUUUUUGCUUUCCUUCGUUACUUUGGACCAAAUUUGACAGUUCAACUGGUUGCUUUCUCAAGUCAAAAACCCGCUGUGCACUUACAGUUCAACACCACAGUUAAGGUUUUUCGUUUCUGUUUCACAAAAAAAAAAAAGAAGAGAAAAAAAAAAAAAAAAACCAAAGUCACUUUUUAAAACUCUUGCAUGCCAUCUUGCAAGAGCCCAUAGCACAGAGGCAUGCAUUUCCUGGUGUGCUCGUACACAAGGUCGCUACAGACGCGAGGUCGAGAUGCAAAACAGUGUCAACCUUUGCAGUGCCUUCACUUGCUAAUACAACACUGUCUAGUUUUAUCGUCAUCGAUCUCCUCUGACUGGAAAUACAACACUGAGUUUUGUUAGAUGCAUGAACAAAAAGAGGUUUCAAAUAGACCAGAAAUCAGGGAGCUCUUCAUCUUAAUACCAUUUUUGUGUCAACUAAGCAACCGGGCAGCUAGAGGACCUGUAGAUCUGAGGAGCUGAACUGCAGCCUAAUGGUAUUUGUUUGAAGAAAAACCAAGCAAACGAAAUGCAAUCAGUGUAUAAGGAUGUAUUUGGCUGCAGGCAAUAAUACUGGCUUGAAUCAUGUUCAGAAGAUCUUUGAGCUGGAGUGAAGAUGUCUGUAUUUAUUUGUAUUGGACUGUGUACACCAGUUAGGCAUUUUUGUAAUUUAUUGAAAGCUUUCCUAAUUUGCUGUUACUUAACCAGAUAGUGAAUGUUGUUUUGUUUUCCCUUUUCUUUGUUAGCUGGGGUGCAGUCAAACAGGAUUGUUUUUUAAAUUAUUCAUGUAAAUUGGUAUCCCAUGUGCGGUUAUGCCCUUUUUAAACACGUAUUUCCAUUGAUACAAACUGAUUUCUCCUUGAGUUCUUCCUUCUCCCCUGAGGGUUUGACCACUCCACCUCUGUUUCUGCCUCUUGUGUAUCUAAAGGUGCUGAUUUCUUACAUGUUUACAGGGACUAUUGGUGAUAAGUGACUCGUAACAAACAUGGAAAUAAAUGUGUUCCACUGACGUCAGCAGUAUGGGAAUAAAAGACCACACUGAGAUGGUCUUAAAUGUUUUGACAUUAUUAAACCAGAAUUACAACUGAAA
Alosa sapidissima (American shad) is the source of this 4182-nucleotide messenger RNA. RefSeq names its product enhancer of zeste 2 polycomb repressive complex 2 subunit (gene ezh2). The coding region runs from base 370 to 2658 and encodes 762 amino acids. Gene Ontology annotation, molecular function: protein binding; histone H3K27 methyltransferase activity. The record is from RefSeq and is a predicted model, not a curated record. Gene Ontology annotation, biological process: chromatin remodeling. NCBI's taxonomy places the organism in Eukaryota, Metazoa, Chordata, Actinopteri, Clupeiformes, Clupeidae. The transcript is spliced from 20 exons.